Messenger RNA from Pistacia vera, 2409 nucleotides. RefSeq names its product phenylalanine ammonia-lyase-like. The transcript has a single exon. Gene Ontology annotation, molecular function: phenylalanine ammonia-lyase activity. Lineage: Eukaryota; Viridiplantae; Streptophyta; Magnoliopsida; Sapindales; Anacardiaceae. The record is from RefSeq and is a predicted model, not a curated record. Gene Ontology annotation, biological process: L-phenylalanine catabolic process. The coding region runs from base 138 to 2276 and encodes 712 amino acids. Gene Ontology annotation, cellular component: cytoplasm.
CUUUUCCUCAGCAACAGCAUCCUUAACAUUAAUUUACAGAUUUCACUGUAAGCACCAAAGCUUAUCAGCACUCUUUCUGAGUCUUCCUCUUCUCUUUCUUUUAGUAUUUGUCUGUUUUAUACAGAGUAAAUUAAGCAAUGGAAGCAGCUGCAAUGAACGUUCACGAAAACGGGAGUCUUAAGAGUUUGUGCACGGCUUCUACUGAUCCCUUGAACUGGGGAUUGGUGGCCGAGGGUCUUAAAGGGAGUCAUUUGGAGGAAGUGAAGCGUAUGGUGGCCGAGUACAGGAAGCCGGUGGUGAAGCUCGGUGGUGAGACUUUGACGAUAGCUCAGGUGGCUGCCAUUGCAACCGAUGAGUCUGGCGUCAAAGUUGAGCUUUCAGAAUCAGCCAGAGAUGGUGUUAAGGCUAGCAGUGAUUGGGUCAUGGAGAGCAUGAACAAUGGAACUGAUAGUUAUGGUGUCACCACUGGUUUCGGCGCAACUUCCCAUAGAAGAACCAAGAACGGUGGCGCUCUUCAGAAGGAGCUCAUUAGAUUCUUGAAUGCCGGAAUCUUUGGUAAUGGAACAGAGUCGUCCCACACACUGCCUCACUCCGCAACAAGAGCAGCCAUGCUUGUGAGGAUUAACACUCUUCUCCAGGGCUACUCUGGAAUCAGAUUUGAAAUCCUGGAAGCAAUUACCAGUCUUCUCAAUAACAAAAUUACUCCAUGCCUCCCACUUCGCGGCACAAUCACUGCCUCCGGUGAUCUUGUUCCUCUGUCUUACAUUGCCGGAUUACUUACCGGUCGCCCCAAUUCCAAGGCCACCGGACCUAAGGGAGAAGUCAUUAAUGCUCAAGAAGCCUCUAAACUCGCCGGUUUUGAGUUGUUUGAGUUGCAGCCUAAAGAAGGCCUUGCUCUUGUGAACGGUACUGCUGUUGGUUCUGGAAUGGCUUCAAUGGUUCUUUUUGAGGCUAAUGUUCUUGGUGUAUUAUCCGAAAUUUUGUCAGCAAUUUUCGCGGAAGUGAUGCAGGGGAAGCCUGAAUUCACUGACCAUUUGACACACAAGUUAAAGCACCAUCCAGGCCAGAUUGAGGCUGCAGCAAUUAUGGAACACAUUUUAGAUGGCAGUUCGUAUGUUAAAGCUGCCAAAAAAUUGCACGAGAUGGAUCCUCUUCAAAAGCCGAAACAGGAUCGUUAUGCCCUCAGGACUUCACCACAAUGGCUUGGCCCACUGAUUGAAGUUAUCAGAUUUUCAACCAAAUCAAUUGAAAGGGAGAUCAACUCCGUCAAUGACAACCCUCUGAUCGAUGUUUCAAGGAACAAGGCUUUACAUGGAGGCAACUUCCAGGGGACCCCAAUUGGUGUCUCAAUGGACAAUACACGUUUGGCUAUUGCAUUGAUUGGAAAACUUAUGUUUGCCCAAUUUUCGGAGCUUGUCAACGACUUUUACAACAAUGGGUUGCCAUCAAAUCUCUCUGGCGGCAGAAAUCCAAGCUUGGAUUAUGGUUUCAAGGGUGCUGAAAUCGCCAUGGCUUCGUAUUGUUCUGAGCUCCAAUACCUCGCCAAUCCAGUCACCAGCCAUGUCCAAAGUGCCGAGCAACACAACCAAGACGUGAACUCCUUGGGACUCAUCUCUUCAAGAAAAACUGCUGAAGCUGUUGACAUCUUGAAGCUUAUGUCUUCUACAUACUUGGUAGCACUUUGCCAAGCCAUUGAUCUGAGGCACUUGGAGGAGAAUUUGAAGAACACAGUUAAUCGCACUGUGAGCCUAGUGGCUAAGAAAGUUCUAACUAUUGGAGCAAACGGAGAACUUCACCCAUCAAGAUUCAGUGAGAAAGAUCUGAUCAAAGUGGUUGAUCGCGAACACGUUUUCGCUUACAUAGAUGAUCCCUGCAGUGCCACCUAUCCAUUGAUGCAAAAGCUAAGACAAGUACUUGUUGAUCAUGCAUUGAACAACGGCGAAAAGGAGAAGAAUGUGAACUCUUCAAUCUUCCAGAAGAUUGGAGCUUUUGAGGAGGAAUUGAAGGCCGUUUUGCCUAAAGAGGUGGAGAGUGCCAGAAUUGUGGUUGAGAAUGGAAAUGCAGCAGUUCCCAACAGGAUCAAAGAAUGCAGAUCUUAUCCAUUGUACAAGUUUGUGAGGGAAGAGCUAGGAACAGGAUUCUUAACUGGUGAGAAAGUAAAGUCACCAGGAGAGGAAUUUGAUAAAGUAUUCACAGCUAUGUGCCAGGGUAAGAUCAUUGAUCCAAUGCUAGAGUGCCUCACAGACUGGAAUGGUGCCCCUCUUCCACUCUGCUAGUGUGAUUUUUUUUUUUUUUUUUUUUCUUUCUUUUAGUUCAUAUUGUUUUCAAUUCCCCGUGAAAGGAAUUUCCUAACGCCUAUGGGAUUAAAUGAUUAAAUUUCAUUUAUAGAAAAUGAGAAAUGGUUACAUA